This is a messenger RNA of Penicillium daleae, 1614 nucleotides long. RefSeq lists its product as uncharacterized. NCBI's taxonomy places the organism in Eukaryota, Fungi, Ascomycota, Eurotiomycetes, Eurotiales, Aspergillaceae. The record is from RefSeq and is a predicted model, not a curated record. The transcript has a single exon. Bases 1 to 1614 code for a protein of 537 amino acids.
AUGUUCAGAUUUUUCGGCUUUAGGGGGACGUUGGAACGGCUCUUCGAUCAGAAGAAAGAGAAAGAGAGCAGAAAGUCUCAGAUAAUCCACUGCUUAGAACGGCUUUUGAAAGAUUGGUCCAUCGAUGAAUAUGAUGAAUCCACCGAGUUGGCCAUUCUGACCAUUCUAGUGGCGAUGUUGUACACCCUCAACAAUGGCCAAUCAUCCUCCAUGCUACCACAAGACCGCAACUUGAAUUUGGCGCGCUGCGUACAACAAGCCAACCAAUGUGCUGCCGAUAUCAAAGCUCACAGCCCACAUCUGGCAAAGUCUCGUCCCUAUCUGCAAUGGCUAUUGGCAAAAGAACAUUUCAAUGGUCAAGGAAAUCCGAAUAUACUAUUUUCUGAACGGUGGGAAAUCCAAUUCCUGCGAUUCCCGGGACUAGCCCUCGAAAGAAAUUCCUUGCCGAGCUACAUACCUCUGGCGAUUGAGAACCCAGGAUGGCCGGUUCCAGAUCCCAAAUUUUCACCUAGUGAGAACUUACAGUGGGCACUGGAGGCAUCCAAGGAGCUUCUAGAUUACCGCACUCAGGCGAUGUUACUCAAAGAGAUUAUUUGUCGCGUGGAAGAUCCCCGUCUCUCGUUCGAGGAGUUGGACAAGCUGUCCGGACUUGUUCAAGGAGACCUUGUUCAGCUCUAUGAGUCUUGCCUCUCACAGUAUUUACUUACUACGGACAAAAUCUCUUGUCAAGAGCUUCUCAAGAGACUAAGAUCUAUAGCUUCCCAAUUCCAGACCGCGCCUGACGACGACGUUUGUGUGGCAACCCACUGGGAGGGUCUCAUGGUGCAAAAUGCUCUGGCUAAAUUAGUCUUCGAGAAUGCAGAGCUCAUUGGCGAAAAUGCCCGUCUAGCACAAAAGAUCUGCAAAAAUCUUCCCUUUUCUCAAACAAUAAUCGACAAAUUUUCGCAGUCAAUUUCUGCGGAUGAAGGUCCGCCAAGCGAUGGGUGGAUGCAGAGGGCAGAUAUUCUUAAGUUGCGACAAAGGAAUCGCGAUUUAGAAAGGGAGCUUCACGACAUGAAGCUACGCCGUGAAUUCAACAGCUUUGAAGACGCGGAAAGGCCGAAGGCUGGAGAAGAAGACAAUUGCAAGAAGCUGCUUGGAAAGACUUCGAACAGCUGCCGAGGCCGGCUAAAUGAUGCACCAUCAGGUGCCCCGGACUCAUCGCCGAACCAAGAACCAACCCUAGCUGAAAAUACUGAGCCUAAGAGCAGGAAAAUGGAUGAAAAGGGGCAAUCGGAGAACAAAGCUACUGAGGAUUUAAAUCCCAUGACGAAUGAACCAGACAACAUUGAUUGUGAUACACAUAUUGGUGAGGAAAAGAAGCCCCAGGCACUUGAAAAGCCUCACAAUUUUGCAACUGUCACAAACGCUCACGAUGAGCCAACAAGGUUCGCAAAGCCUAGCCAGUACCCAGCCAAUCUUUGUCAAUAUGAAAAAAGGACCCAUUUGAAGUCUCGAGCCGAGACCGCACAGCCUUCGGGAACCUUUGAGUCUGAUCAGCUCGCUCUUGAGAAGAACAUCGGCGAAGAGAGUGGGAGUUCAAGACCUGCCUCUCCGGCGCCGUCAUCAGGAUGA